Messenger RNA from Penicillium cosmopolitanum, 876 nucleotides. Its product is annotated as fungal specific transcription factor domain-containing protein. Gene Ontology annotation, cellular component: nucleus. Bases 1 to 876 code for a protein of 291 amino acids. The record is from RefSeq and is a predicted model, not a curated record. Lineage: Eukaryota; Fungi; Ascomycota; Eurotiomycetes; Eurotiales; Aspergillaceae. The transcript has a single exon.
AUGCAAUUAAUGGAACCACAUACGACACAAGGCGACGACAACGCAGUCUCUUACGAGCUUCGGAUCCGAAUCUGGUGGGCGCUUUUCGCAGCGGACAAUUGGUGCUCUUCGAGCCUGGGCUUUCCCAGCCAGAUGAAGGACUGGCCUCGACCGGCUCGGUCACCCAUGGAUGAGGAACUGUUUGCCGACAUGGAUCCAAGUGAGCCAUUAAUCGACCCGAACGAGCCUUGUAAGAGCCCCGGUCUAUGGGCACACAUGGCCACGCUCAUCGAAGUGUUCAGCCCUAUCCAGGAACUCAACUGGCGCGCCGCCAAUGGCGAGGGGCUGCAUCCAGAUCGAAUCGAGCAGGACGUAGAUCAUCUUGCACGGCUGUUGGACGACUGGCAAGACAGACUACCCCACGAUGUACAAUUGACGGAGUCGAACCUCAUAGAACACAGCAAGCGGGGCACUGGGGGCAUCUUCAUGGGCCUCCAUCUUGGCUUUCACCACUACGCCACCUUACUUUUCUAUCAGUUUGUCGAUACACGAUCCGUGAUGAGUAUGCGCUCCCAGCAGUUUGCAGCUCGAUGUAAACAUCAUGCUCUCAGCUAUAGCACGUGGCUUGCCCGUGGGAGACGACAAUCGGGAUGCGAAGCCGUGUAUCUAACCGUUGGCCACAUGGCGAUCGUUUCCUCUUCGGUUCUUCUUUAUACUCUGCUUUUUGGAGAAGAAAACGAACUUCCGCGAUCACGUCUCUGCCUUGAAGCGAAUUUUGAGGCGCUUCUCGAGUUGGAAGAGUACUGGCCCAUUGUCAGACCCAUGGUAAAUCUACUUCCCUCUCCUCGAGAAAUCGGAACGGUCUUCUUGUGCUCGUCCUCGUUCUCUUCUUGCUGA